This is a messenger RNA of Zophobas morio, 1694 nucleotides long. Its product is annotated as zinc finger autosomal protein-like. Lineage: Eukaryota; Metazoa; Arthropoda; Insecta; Coleoptera; Tenebrionidae. Gene Ontology annotation, cellular component: nucleus. Gene Ontology annotation, biological process: positive regulation of transcription by RNA polymerase II. The transcript has 2 exons. The record is from RefSeq and is a predicted model, not a curated record. Bases 189 to 1595 code for a protein of 468 amino acids.
AGGUUAUGUGUGUCAACUAUUGUUGCAUUUGCAACAUUUUCUAUUCGUUUUUACACUUAAAACGACAAAAACUGGCGAAUUUUAGUUAACAGAAGCGUCGAUUCGUGCACCGUUUUGUUUUCCAGGUUUACAAAAAUUUUGAGGUUAUGUUUGUGAAGAUUUUUUUUUAAUCGUGUUGGGAAUCCACGAUGUCCGCUCUGGAAUAUUCCUCAAAAAUUGCAAUGAGCUUUAAAAAUGUCCAUCGAUGUAGUGUUUGUCCGUUCUUCACAACGUCGUUCUACCUCAUGAUGAACCACGUCAGACGCCACCAGUUACCCAUGAAACAAUUCAACUGUGAAACUAGCAGCAUCGAAAUUUACUCCUGCAAGGACUGUUUUUUUCAAACUGAAUUCUCCCUAUUGUUCAAACAGCACUUUCAAGAACACCAUUUCGUUAAAAAAGAGCACCAAGAAGAUAACAAAUACACAAUUCAAAACUACGUUUGUAAAAACUGUGGCUUUGAAACCCAUUUUGCUAUUAAAUAUCUUCAACAUUCUUCGAAAUGCCGGACAAAGAAUGAAGAACAGACUAUUAAAAACAAAGACAGUGGUAAUCAAAAUUUAACCCAUUUGCGCUAUCAGUGCCAAAAAUGCCCGUACCAAACCAAAGACAGUUCAAACUUUAAAAGACACAUAAUCGCUCGACAUUUAGACGAAAGCGCCAUUAAAUGGUACCAAUGUGAAAAGUGCCCCUACAAAGCUAAAGAAAAAUUCACAUUAAAAAGACACUUCUAUACGCGCCACCCAGACCCCUCUAAAAAAGACACCGAAGACAAAAAUUCCAAACCGCUGCGUUAUCAAUGCCAACAAUGUCCUUAUCAAGCUAAAGAAAACUACACUCUAACCCGACACAUGAAAACUCACCGAAAUGACCCCGAUUCGAAGUGGCGCAAAUGUGAAAAGUGCCCAUUUAAAGCUAAACUGCGGUCGCUUUUGAAAAGCCACAUGCUCGCUCAUCACUCCAACGACGAUAUUAAAUGGCACGAGUGUCACAGUUGUUCGUUCAAAACUAGAACAAGCUCUAGCUUAAAGCAACACAUUUACGCCCUCCAUUCGAGCGAGCAGGAUAUUAAAUGGUUCGAGUGUGACAAGUGUCCGUAUAAAGCUAAAGCCAAAAGACAGUUAAACCGUCACGUAAUUUCGCACCAUUUGGACGAAAAAGACAUUAAAUGGUGUCGGUGCUCAAAGUGUUCGUUUGUAACUAAACACAGAGCGUUGCUAAAUGAGCACAUAAAUUCGCAACAUUUGGACGAACAGGAUAUAAUCUGGUUUCAGUGUGAAAAGUGUCCGUAUAAAGCUAAGUGGAGGUCGCCAUUGAGGCGGCACAUGAACACCCAGCAUUUAACCGGACAGGAUGUUAAAUGGUAUGGGUGCAAAGAGUGUUCGUAUAAGUGUAAGGAUAAGUCCAAUUUGAAGAAACACAUUGAUGUGCAGCAUUCAGGGCAGGUGGAUGUCAAGUGGCUUCAGUGUGACAAGUGUUCGUACAAAGCUAAAAGGAAGUGCGAUUUGAAUAGACACAUAAACGUGCACCAUUUGAACGAAACGAACGUAACAUAAAUACACCCAGUAUUCGAAAUCGGGACGAAUAAAAAUAAAGCAAAUUGUAGUUGGUUUUAGAGUUAAGUGUAUUGUGUGUUGCAUACACUACUACAAAAU